GAAUAGCUUAGAAGAUUAAUUUCUUAUUUCUUUUUCUUUCUUGGGGUUGUGUGAGUGAUUAUCUAAUUUUCGCUUCAUGGACGCCGGUGGAAAGUUGAAGAAAGGUGCCGGGGGUAGGAGAGGAGGUGGUCCGAAGAAGAAGCCGGUGUCUCGCUCCGUCAAAGCUGGCCUCCAGUUUCCCGUCGGACGGAUCGGCAGGUACCUGAAGAAAGGAAGGUACUCUCAACGUGUCGGAACUGGAGCUCCUGUUUAUCUUGCCGCCGUUCUCGAAUACCUUGCCGCUGAGGUUCUGGAGCUGGCUGGCAAUGCUGCUAGGGAUAAUAAGAAAAACCGGAUCAUCCCGAGGCAUGUUCUUCUGGCGGUGAGGAACGAUGAAGAAUUAGGGAAGCUUCUAGCUGGAGUAACGAUUGCCCAUGGUGGUGUGUUGCCUAACAUAAAUCCUGUUUUGCUGCCUAAGAAGAAUGAGAAGGCGGUCAAGGAAACUAAAUCCCCAUCCAAAGCCACGAAGUCGCCUAAGAAGGCAUAAAUUCUGUGAAUUAUUAAUCUCUGUAUGUAGUCGAUAGCCUGUAUCUUGGUUCGUAGGGAUAUUGUAACCGUGGUGUCACUAUCCUUGUUUUUAUUUCUAGUAAAUGAAAUGACAGCUCUUUGAUGCUCAAGUUCCAUCUUUCAA
Molecule: messenger RNA, 670 nt
Organism: Neltuma alba
Lineage: Eukaryota; Viridiplantae; Streptophyta; Magnoliopsida; Fabales; Fabaceae
Product: histone H2A
Exons: 2
Coding region: 77-526 (149 amino acids)
Cellular component (GO): nucleosome
Molecular function (GO): protein heterodimerization activity; structural constituent of chromatin; DNA binding
Source: RefSeq, a predicted model, not a curated record